Messenger RNA from Lytechinus variegatus (green sea urchin), 1375 nucleotides. Its product is annotated as rRNA N6-adenosine-methyltransferase METTL5-like. Gene Ontology annotation, molecular function: nucleic acid binding; rRNA (adenine-N6-)-methyltransferase activity. The transcript is spliced from 6 exons. The coding region runs from base 71 to 742 and encodes 223 amino acids. The record is from RefSeq and is a predicted model, not a curated record. Gene Ontology annotation, biological process: rRNA methylation. NCBI's taxonomy places the organism in Eukaryota, Metazoa, Echinodermata, Echinoidea, Temnopleuroida, Toxopneustidae.
ACCAUUGGAUUUUGAUCGUCGGUCGCAAGAACUUACGUCGUUUUCGACAGAAACUGAGGCUAAAUAAAUCAUGAAAUUAAAGGAAUUCGAAAGUUAUCUCCAGCAAGUUGAUAUAUUCGAAGAACCCAAGAUUCUUCUAGAACAAUAUCCAACAAGCCCACAUAUUGCUGCUCGGAUGUUUCAUACCAUUGAUGCGAGCUAUGGAGACAUCAACGGUCGCCUGAUAGCUGAUCUAGGAUGUGGCUGUGGGAUGUUGAGUAUUGGAGCAGCAAUGCUGGAAGCAGGUCUAUGCAUAGGGUUUGACAUUGAUGACGAUGCCCUGGAGAUCUGCCAGAGGAACUGUGAAGAGUUUGAGCUUGUUGGGGUAGAUACUGUCCAGUGUGACCUUACCAAGAUGGAAGCAGGUUCUUGGAGUAAGAAGUUUGAUACCGUCAUCAUGAACCCUCCCUUUGGAACAAAACACAACAAAGGGAUUGAUAUGCAGUUUGUACAACUGGGUCUCGAGAUGGCAACGAAUUCUGUGUAUUCAUUACAUAAAUCAUCAACAAGGGAGCAUAUAGAGAAGAAAGCAGUACAGUGGGGUGUCAAUUGUGAGGUCAUUGCAGAGUUACGGUUUGAUCUCCCCUCUUCCUACAAGUUCCACAAACACUCUUCGGUAGACAUAGAAGUGGACUUUGUACGCUUCUCCUUUCCAUCUCAUCCAUCCAACAAAGAACAAAAGAAGAAGGCAUCCGGAACAUGACGCAAAACAGAAGAACAAAUUCGACCGAUGAUCUUAAGUGGCACCUUGGGCUUCCAAAUGUGUGAUGAUGAUUCUCAUGCUAUUCUUGAAGAGUGCCAUCACAUGAUUCAUGUACAUUGUAUGUCAAUGUGCUUCUACAGAACUUGGCUCAGAUGAUGAUAGGCUAUUCUUGAAUACUGCCACCACAUAUGUCCAUGUGCUUCUCAUGAACUAGGCUCAGAUAUCACAUGGAAUGUUGUAAGCGCUUCCGAAGGACUUUCCUCUUGCUGCUUGAGCCUAGCUGUAGUAGCUAUAAUGCAUUGUAGGCUUCAAGAUGUUGAAAAUGGAAACUGCAGUUCUCGUCACAGGGAAUUGGCACCAUCACAUGAUUCAAACAUCUUUCCCUGUGGCUUAUAAACCAGAGACCGUUCUUCCAGGGGCUUGUCGCAGAGAUGCUAUUAUAUGCAAUUCUAAAUAUCAAACGCAAUUUGAUUUUCAACCAUUGAAACACGCAUAUUAGGAACAUGCGCUUGAUUUCUUUACUUUUGUUUAAGUGCAACUCUUUCUGCAUCAGGCCCCUGGCCGCAUGAUUUGAAAGUGCAAUAGUCCUGUGGUUUUUUUAUGAUCUUCAAAGUAAAAGGAAAGAAAUUCAAA